This is a messenger RNA of Capronia epimyces CBS 606.96, 567 nucleotides long. RefSeq lists its product as uncharacterized. NCBI's taxonomy places the organism in Eukaryota, Fungi, Ascomycota, Eurotiomycetes, Chaetothyriales, Herpotrichiellaceae. Gene Ontology annotation, biological process: mitochondrial translation. Gene Ontology annotation, molecular function: structural constituent of ribosome. Gene Ontology annotation, cellular component: mitochondrial large ribosomal subunit. Bases 1 to 567 code for a protein of 188 amino acids. The transcript has a single exon. The record is from RefSeq and is a predicted model, not a curated record.
AUGGCUUCUGCACUUCGCCCCGUUCUCAGACCAACCCAUUUACCCAGUUUACCGACCUCGACAACAACGACAACAUAUAUCUGCCAAUCGUGUCGACAUGCCCGUCUUUUGCGGAGGCCUAAGCGUCCGUAUACUUUCACUCAGUUGGUGACGCUUUCCGAUGGAAGUGCUUUCACACUGCGCACUACCUCUCCAGUCCCGGUCUACAGGUCAACACGAGAUACAAGAAAUUCGCCCUUGUGGAAUCCAUCAUCGAAAGAACUGCUGAAUGUCGAAGAUGACGAAGCCGGAAGAUUGGCUGGAUUUCGAGCAAGAUUUGGUACAGGCUUCGACACCGCGAAAGACGGAAAGAAAGAAGUUGACACGGAGAGUAAUAAUGCGUCGAGUGUCCCAGCUUCCUCAACAGCAACGAGGUCCAAAAGCCUCGAGGAACCGAAAUUUGAAGACGAGCAGAACACGUUUGAAGAAGAUGAUAUGAAUCUACUAGAUCUGAUCAGCUCUUUUGGUCAAGAAAAUGCCCAACAGGACAGUCAGACGUCGGAGCCGAAAAAGGGAGGAAAGAAAUAA